ACUCUCUCUCAGUCUGCCUCUUGUUUCCUCCCAAUUUCGAACCUCAACCUCACCUCUCGUCUCCUGCACCAACUGGUGUCUAUCUCGAACUGCCCUAGAUAGUUAUCCUUCCCUAUUUUUCUCCUCUGGCCACCACAUUUCCGCCACACCCCUCAACCCAGCCCUGUGAAGAUCACUCACACCUCAUACCGCGCCCUAGGCGCAACCCAACCCACUCCUGCCCGUGCCAUACUCUUGUGAUUACCUUGUCUUGUCGUAGAUCGCGUAUGUACCGUGAUUGGUGACAAGUGUAUCAUCUUGGUCUGCUUUGUAGCGUUGUGCGGAACGUGCUCCCUAUCCCGUCAUGGCUGACGAACCUCGCCGAUCAGGUCGUGCGACCAAAGGCCAACACAAUAAAGACCGAGAUGUCACCGAAGAUGCUACCGCACCUAACACCAAGAAGAAGGGAAAAGGCAAAGGCGCAAAGGCCAAAGUUGUCGAAGAGGAGGAAGAGGAACAGGAAGAGGUUAUCCGCUGUGUCUGUGGGACAUAUGCAGAAGAAGAGGAUGAGCCCCGCGCCAUGAUCUGUUGCGACAAUUGCGCCGCCUGGCAACACAAUUCUUGUAUGGGUCUUCCCGAGGAUUAUGAAGCCGAAAAGUACUUUUGCGAGCAGUGUAAGCCAGAAAACCAUAAGAAGCUUGUCGCCGCCAUCGCAAAAGGAGAGAAACCGUGGGAAGAGGCCAUCAAGCAGAGAGAACAGGCCUUGGCCGAAAAGGCAAAGAAGAAAGGAGGUCGCAAAGGUCGCAAAUCCGCCGGUGCAAAGACAGAAGAUGUCAUUGCCUCAGCUUCGCAAGAACCUCAGGAACCAGAACUCAAGCCAACUCCUGCUACCACUCCUGCUCCAACACCUGCUGUUACCUCGGGCCAAAAGCGCAAGUUGGAAGAAUCCCCAAGUGUCCCUGAGAUCAAGAACAAGAAAGCUCGUGCCACCUCAUCAGCCGAGACAAACGGAUCGAAACCCGAACCUUCACGAGAUGGCAAGCCCAGUCUACCAGAACCACCUUCAAGACAAGCUUCAAGAUCAGAGCCUGCCGGUGGCGCACCAAUCGUUUCGGAUGUGAAAGAACUCACCAACUCCUCACGAAAGAGUGGUGCCACUAGUCUGAUCAAGCUCAUCGACUCGCUGAUCAAGGACGCUGUCAAACAGAAAGAGUACAGCAUCCCACCCAAAACCAGUGCUAUGGAGGUGGCAACCCAGAUUGGACUGCAGGUCGAACAUGCCUUGUAUCACAUCCAAGCCGGAGGCACCGGCGAUCCAAAUGAAGCCUAUAAAAUCCAACUGCGCGCAGUCACAUUCAAUGUCAAGAAAAACCAUGCUCUGGGCGUUCGUCUGCUUACUGGAGAGCUGGAUCCUAAUGUAUUGGCAGGCAUGGAUCCGAAAGAUAUGGCUAGCGAGGAACAGAAGCGCAAAGACGCUCAAGUAUUGAAAGAAAUGGAGAAGCAGCAUACAAUCAUCGAACAAGAGGGCCCAAGAAUCAGACGGACUCACAAGGGAGAUGAGUACGUGGAUGAGUCAAGACAGGUUGCCAAGGAGUCGACCACGUCAAACGCUACAGCAGCAAAGCAGACUGCUACGGAUGAAGAUGGACAAGUCAAAAGUCCUGAGCCCAAGAUCAAGAGCCCCUCUCUUUCUGGCCCCAAUCGUAAAGCCAGUUCACAGGGUAGACCCUCAGUCGACUCAACGCGACGUCAGUCCUCGACCAAUUUCGACAUCGACAGAGUCUUUGCCAACGUCGCAGGCUCCCCAACCACCGGUGGUGACCCAGACGGGCCUCGCUUUGGCGAAUUGCCUGCCCAACAACCAGAUCCAGCAGGCCCUGGCACAAAGGCUGAUGCUGACAUUGACGAAUUGCUCAAGGAUGAGGAAGCCGAAUCUCCCCCUUAUUCACCCAAGGAUUCUUCUGAAGAAGAUGGUGUUGUCUGGCGAGGCAGUGUCAACGGUGGUAGUCUGGGCAAGUUCAACAUUGUCGCCAAAUAUGCAGCUGGUGCCACUCCAGAAAGCGACACCCUCCGUCUGACAUAUCAUCAGCUUCUCUCCGACCAGGUUGUCAUUGCGGGACGAAUCCAACCCAGCAAGGCGGAGGCAUACUUGUGCGGUCUUGAGUACAGCAGUACAUCGGACCUUGUCAUUGUGUAUAUGCCAGAACCGGCCGAAGGUAGUCCUGACCAUCCACAAUUUGUCAAGUUCUUCAACUACUUCAAAACCAAAGAGCGCUUUGGAGUGGGAGUGCAAAGCUCCAUCCCAGCGGUCAAGGAUAUCUAUCUGGUUCCUCUCGAUCAAGGCCAAGAAUUGCCCACUUUUGUCAAGAAGAUCGAACACAACUUCCCGGACCCAACCACGCAGCGGAUGCUUUUGGUGCCUAUUGUCGUCAAAAACAGCGAACUGCCACACAACCAAGCACAAGGGGCAAUGAACAGUCCUGCGGGAGCAGUGGCUCAGACCCCCAUCACCCCUAUGGAUGGCACGUUUGACCAUUCCCAUCCAAACAACCCUUACGGCCAGGCUCCCAGCCUUCCUCCCACUGGAAACGGCGUCAACGGCACACCCAGUCCCUAUCCUGGGGCUCCACCCCACGCUCAAUUCGUCCCACCUCCACAACAACAACAAUACCCCUCAGCGGCGGUGCUCAACGCGCAACGAGUCCUAGGCACGCUUGCCACAGCGCCCGCGGUCGUUCAACUCUGCGAGCAAGUUCCCAGCGCCGGCGAACACGAAUUUGUCAUCGUUAAGGAAUGCAUCGAACGCAAUCCUGAGGCUGGAAGGCGUUUGGAUGUACUCACCAAGAUGUUGCAAGACGUCCAGAAUAUCCGGCAGGGCAAGUGAGCAUCUGUUUUUGGAGUCAGAGAAAGGAACAGAGUGAGAGAACAAGGCAAUACAGGCCCUUGGCCUCUAUGGGAUCCUUAUCUAGAAAAAUUGAUGGUGCUUGACCCUGUUGAACAUGUAAUGGUCGCCCAAGGAUGGCAUGUUCGAAAUUGAACUGGAUAUGACGAGGUGCUCACAGAACACACAAGAUGAUUUUUAUGUCCGAGUUCAACCUUCAUGUUGAUUAUGAUGGUGACGAGAAUGGGAUGGGAUGGCAUUAGCAAUGGCAAUGACAAUGACAAUCGUGGAUUGUGGUUUGUGACCACGUUGUUUGAAUACACUGCUCUCUGGCCAAGUCUCUGCAAAGCAACAACGAAAUGGAUUGCGUGGAAUGAAUGAACCGGCCGACUCAUUUUGACUAGCUUGUAUGAUUGAAGGGACAACAAAAUGGAGAAAGAAAUGGAGAAUGUAUGUAUAGAUGGAGGCAUGAGUACAAGGGAAUGAGAUUCCAUGUCUCGAUUGUGUGAUUAGGUAUUUGGAGUAUUUGGCUGAUGAAUGAGAAUAAUCAGUCAUCGUCGAUCUUUCAUGGAAUAUGGCUUAGCUAUGGUGAGGCAUUGUGACAUUCCCGUUCACGAGGUCAUCGCUACGUUGUUCCUCCAAUUUCCUCCAUUACUCGAC
Molecule: messenger RNA, 3520 nt
Organism: Exophiala mesophila
Lineage: Eukaryota; Fungi; Ascomycota; Eurotiomycetes; Chaetothyriales; Herpotrichiellaceae
Exons: 3
Coding region: 344-2863 (839 amino acids)
Biological process (GO): DNA-templated transcription; transcription elongation by RNA polymerase II; regulation of mRNA 3'-end processing
Cellular component (GO): nucleus
Molecular function (GO): RNA polymerase II transcription regulatory region sequence-specific DNA binding
Source: RefSeq, a predicted model, not a curated record